Messenger RNA from Arabidopsis thaliana (thale cress), 775 nucleotides. Its product is annotated as Ribosomal protein L7Ae/L30e/S12e/Gadd45 family protein. Gene Ontology annotation, biological process: mRNA splicing, via spliceosome; ribosome biogenesis. Lineage: Eukaryota; Viridiplantae; Streptophyta; Magnoliopsida; Brassicales; Brassicaceae. Gene Ontology annotation, cellular component: nucleolus; nucleus; ribonucleoprotein complex. Gene Ontology annotation, molecular function: RNA binding. The transcript is spliced from 2 exons. The record is from RefSeq and is marked reviewed. The coding region runs from base 79 to 465 and encodes 128 amino acids.
UAAGGACAGAUUUGUAAACAUUCUCAAAUCCUUCAAAAACCCUAAUUUCUUUCUGUGAGCUUAUUGAGAACGAAGAAGAUGACGGGAGAGGUAGUGAACCCUAAGGCGUAUCCGUUAGCAGAUUCUCAGCUUUCGAUAACAAUAAUGGAUCUUGUUCAACAAGCUACUAACUACAAGCAGCUUAAGAAGGGAGCUAAUGAAGCUACCAAAACAUUGAACCGUGGAAUCUCUGAGUUCGUUGUUAUGGCUGCUGAUGCUGAACCACUUGAGAUUCUUCUUCAUCUUCCUUUGCUUGCCGAAGAUAAGAAUGUGCCAUAUGUGUUUGUACCUUCGAAACAAGCAUUGGGAAGAGCAUGUGGAGUAACAAGACCUGUUAUUGCUUGUUCAGUGACAUCGAAUGAGGCAAGCCAGUUGAAAUCGCAGAUUCAGCAUCUCAAGGAUGCAAUUGAGAAGCUCCUGAUCUAAGGAUUUCUGCUCAGUAUGAAGAGUCUCUGCAAUGUGGAAUGGCUCUGACUGAAGUUAGUUUGUGUGAUUUACCUAUUUGAAGAAUGUAUUGUGACUGGUGUUAAUGCUUAGUAUGUGGAUCAUCAUCGCUCAUUUGUACAAUUGAGUUUCUUAGAUUUUUAUUUUGGUGCUUGCCAAGCACUGCUUGGUUUGUAUUGAGACAUAACAGGUAAAGAGCCGUCAUGGUUCUUUAACUGUCUAUUUAUUACACUAACGAUCUAUCCUUAAGUCCCAUUACGAAAAAAUCGAAAAUUAUUCUUAUCUUCCAACA